ACCACCAUUUGUGCCUUUCUUUCUCUCUCCCAUAAGUCUCUAAUUCUGAUUCAGAAGAAAUAAAGAAGACCUUUUGCAUUUGAAUAUUCAUGGCUUCUCAUCUCUUAUCCUUUGACAUCCCCUUCAAGAAGUUACCGCCAUCUCCUUUCUCCAAACCCCAAUUAUUUUCCUCAACAUACAGUACCCUGAUCAACAUCAAGACCAACAAGAACCUCCUCCUGCCGACUCACACAAGAUGCUCCACUGUUUCGAGUUUAAGUACUCCUGAGAUUACCGAUCCCCAGCCGGUUUUUCAAGGAGAUGAGAGGCCUCUUUGCGAAAUAUGGAAGGAAAUUCAAGGCUGCAAUGACUGGGAAGGCUUACUGGAUCCCAUGAAUUCUCAUCUCCGCAAAGAAAUCAUCCGCUACGGGGAAUUCACGCAGGCUUGCUAUGAUUCAUUCGACUUCGAUCCUCACUCUAAGUACUGCGGCACCUGCAAGUACCAGGGAGCACAUUUCUUUGAGAAGCUGGACAUGGCGGACAGGGGAUACAAAAUAAGCAGAUACCUAUACGCAACAUCGAAUAUCAAUCUCCCGAAUUUCUUCCAGAAAUCCAGGAUGAGCAAAGUAUGGAGCACCCAUGCAAACUGGAUCGGAUACAUAGCGGUCUGCACGGACGAGGAGGAGAUCAAACGGUUGGGACGGCGGGAUAUAGUUGUUGCGUGGAGAGGCACCGUGACAUAUCUUGAAUGGAUUACAGACCUCAAAGACAUCCUUCACUCUGCUAAUUUCGGAGGUGACCCUGCUGUCAAAAUCCAGCUGGGGUUUUAUGACUUGUACACCAAGAAAGAAAACUCCUGUAAAUACUGUGUAUUCUCGGCUCGGGAACAGGUAUUGGCGGAAAUCAAACGGUUGCUUGAGUACUACGAUGGAGAAGAAAUCAGCAUUACUUUUACAGGGCACAGUCUGGGGGCUGCGCUGGCGACGCUUACUGCGUAUGAUAUUGCGGAAUUGGGGCUUAAUUUGGUCGACGACGGGGCGAAAAUUCCGAUCACCGUCUACUCUUUUUCCGGUCCUCGAGUCGGUAAUUUGAAAUUCAAGGAACGGUGCGAGGAGCUGCAGGUUAAGGUGCUGAGAGUAAUCAAUGUGCACGAUAAGGUGCCGACGGUGCCGGGAAUCAUCGCCAAUGAAAAGGUCCAAUUUCAGAAGUACAUCGAGGAUACAAUCUCUUUCCCCUGGAGCUACGCCCACGUCGGUGUUGAAUUGGCGCUGGAUCAUACCCAUAGUCCGUUUCUGAAGCCGACAAAGGAUCUUGCGUGCGCACACAAUUUGGAGGCGCAUUUGCACUUGGUGGAUGGGUACCACGGCAGAGGACGCAAGUUCUGCUUGGCGACGAAGAGGGACAUUGCACUGGUUAAUAAGAAUUGUGAUUUCCUGACGAGAGAGUAUGGUGUGCCGCCGAAUUGGCGGCAGGAUGAGAAUAAAGGGAUGGUGAGGAACGGUGAUGGGCGUUGGAUUGUGCCGGAGAGGCCAAGAGUGGACUUAUAUCCACCGGAUACGGCAUUCCACCUAGAGCAAGCAUUGAGGAGGAUCACCGACACUUCCAGCCAGGAACUUGAAGCAAAUUAAUGGUUUUGAUGGAACAUAUUAACAAAGCGAACUUCAGAAC
Molecule: messenger RNA, 1647 nt
Organism: Rubroshorea leprosula
Lineage: Eukaryota; Viridiplantae; Streptophyta; Magnoliopsida; Malvales; Dipterocarpaceae
Source: the annotation of a GenBank genome assembly